UUCGUUUAUAAUCCUGUUGAUUUUACUUUUAGAAAAAGAAACAUAAUAUUUAUCAUUUUUUUUUGGCUUACUCCAUCUUAACUCAUUAUCCAAAAAAAAACAAAAAAAAUACUCUUCAAUUCUUAAUUCAGACAAUAUUGUUUGUAUACAUUUCUUGCAAAUAAUUACUACUGUUUAUUAUCUUCGUCAUUUUUGGCUAAGUCUAUCUUAAAUUAACAACUAAAAAAAAAAAAACAACAACAUUGUUAUUGACUGUGCCAAAUGAAGCAAAGUGGAUGUUGGAAAAAUUGGUAGGAAUUGUUAUAUAGCGGUUUUCAUUCCUUUAAAGUACGCAUAAGAAAGAUCAACUAUUGCAGGAAAGGCAAUUGAAAGAAAUUAUUCAUCAAUUAAUGUCAUAUACCUGCAAAUGAGUCUAAGUAAAAAGUAUAUAUUAUGGUUUGCUCAAGAGCAUGUGGAAUUUCGUCAAGCCGAAUUCAAUUCGUUGAUGAAACUUUUCAACAUACAACACAUUGAUUACAUCAACGACAAUAAACCGUUUUGGGUAAUAGAAUUUCCUGAUGACGCAGUUGCGUUACAAUAUGCUUCAAGGUCUAUUGCCUUACGGGCUAUUUUGAAAUUGUGGUCACAUGGCAAAAAUUAUGAGACGUUUCAUAAGAAUUUGAAUCAUUUUAUUGAACAAAAUCAAGCUCACCUAAGUUCGCUUUUUACGAAGGAGACUUCGUUUAAAAUAACCGUUGAAACGUAUAAUAAGCAUUUGUCACAAAAAGAGAAAAUCGAAAGAAUUGAAAGCCUGGAUUAUUUGCCGUUAAAGGGUUGUGUAGAUUUGCAAUUGCCAAACGUAGAAUGGUGGUAUGCAGAAUUCUGGGGUCUAGAUCCCACAAAUGUACCGGAUAAACCUGAAGAUAUAUUUUUUGGGCAAUGGUUAGCUAACGGUCAACGGCAUUUGAUUAAAGAAAUUUCAUUGAAAAACCGCAAAUUUAUUGGGAAUACGAGCAUGGAUGCUCAACUAAGUUUAUUAAUGGCUAAUCAAGCACUAGUAAAACCUGGUGAUUUAGUAUUCGAUCCAUUCGUCGGUACCGGGUCUUUGCUCGUGAGUGCUGCAAAAUUUGGCGGAUAUGUCUUAGGAGCAGAUAUAGAUUUUAUGAUGCUGCAUGCAAGGGCUAGACCUAGUCGCAUUACUCAAAGAGUAAGAGACAAAGAUGAGAGUGUACGAGCCAACUUGGAACAAUACAAUUGCUCAGACCGUUAUUUGGAUGUAGUAAUAGCAGAUUUUUCAAAUACUUUAUGGCGUAACGAUUUAAAAUUCGACAGCAUUAUAACUGAUCCUCCAUACGGUAUUCGAGAGGCCACUGAAAAGAUAGAGACUAAACAUAAUAAAACAGAGAUAAAAAAUAGCGCUAAUUUACAUUACCCAUCUACCUCACGUUACGCCUUGCAUCAUUUAUAUCAAGAUUUGUUAAUGUUUGCUUCCAUGCAUUUAAAACUUGGUGGCAGAUUAGUGUUUUGGUUACCAUUCUGUAGUUUAUUUAGAAAUGAUUACACGGAUGAUAUUAUACCGCAACAUGUAAGCCUAACAUUGAUAUCUAAUUCAGAGCAAAUUUUAAUGGGUCGUACAUCUCGACGUUUAUUGACUUAUGAAAAACAUGUCGAAUCAAAUCAUUUCGUUUAUGACAAAGUGAUUUUGCAUCCAACAUUAACGUUGGACUUUAGAGAACGUUAUUUUGAGAGUGAUGAUGUAAGUCGAUCUGAAAAACGAAUGCAUAGAGCAAAGCAAAGAGAAAAAGGUCGCUUAGAGGCGCUAAAGCGUGGGAAAGUUAUAACCGAUGGUCGCAGUUUUAAAUGCACGAUGAAUAGACAACGCUUCAAGGAAAUUGAAGAAAAUAACUGAAAUUAUAGCACUUUUGGUGAUUUUUGUUAUUCACGGAGUUAUGAAUUAAACUUUUAUUUUAAACAACUUGGCGGUCCGGAAUAUAUAAUAUCUUUUAUGCACUCAAGAUAGCAAAAUACAAUAUUUUUUCUUCCCACCUUCUCUAUCUUCUCCAUUUCGUCUUCAUAUCUGUGCUGAAAUAUUGAGGUAGAAAGUUGAAAUUCGUAAGUUGAUAUCCGAAGAUUGUGUUUGAAAACGGAAGUGA
Molecule: messenger RNA, 2132 nt
Organism: Glossina fuscipes
Lineage: Eukaryota; Metazoa; Arthropoda; Insecta; Diptera; Glossinidae
Product: tRNA (guanine(10)-N2)-methyltransferase homolog
Exons: 7
Coding region: 407-1888 (493 amino acids)
Biological process (GO): methylation
Cellular component (GO): cytoplasm
Molecular function (GO): nucleic acid binding
Source: RefSeq, a predicted model, not a curated record